AUGGCCAGUGGGAACCCAGCAGGACUCAGCUCCUCAGUCACCCCUGGGGCUGGGGACGACCUGAGGACGGAUGAGGAUGGGCUUCCCCUCACGGGGUCAGGCAUAGACCUGAACAAGGUGCCAGCUGUUCCACAGGAAAGAACGGUGGCAUUUCUAAACCAAUUUGUGGUGCACACUGUACAGUUCCUCAACCCCUUUUCUACAGUUUGUGAGGAGAAACUGGCAGAACUUUCUCUUCGUAUGCAGCAAAUUGAAACAACUCUCACUAUUUUAGAUGCAAAGUUGUCAUCUAUCCCAGGGCUAGACGAUGUCAUAUUUGAAGUAUCUCCUAUACGUGUCACUAGGAUCACAAAUGAAACACAUUCUGAAACCACUUCAGAGCAAUCACAGAACAGUUUACAAGACUCUGGACCACGGGAAAGUGAAGUAACACCAGAAAAUAUCUUAACUGUAGCCAAGGACGUAAGAUAUGCCAGAUAUCUCAGAAUGGCUCAAGUGGGUGUUCCCGUGAUGGCAAUAAGAAACAAAAUGAUAUCGGAAGGACUAGACCCAGAUCUUCCUCAGAGGCCAGAUGCCCCAGUGCCUGAUGUAGAAGGUGAAAAACAUGCAGAAGAAAGUUCAGACAGCGAUUCUUUUAGUGACUAA
Messenger RNA from Orcinus orca (killer whale), 645 nucleotides. Its product is annotated as WASH complex subunit 3-like. The record is from RefSeq and is a predicted model, not a curated record. Lineage: Eukaryota; Metazoa; Chordata; Mammalia; Artiodactyla; Delphinidae. The transcript is spliced from 2 exons. Gene Ontology annotation, cellular component: WASH complex. Gene Ontology annotation, biological process: actin filament polymerization; exocytosis. Bases 1 to 645 code for a protein of 214 amino acids.